AUGGUAUCAUACCAAUGCAUAUCGGCUUACAUCGCCGAUUGCUAUGCUCUUCACACUGCUUCGGCCUCGGCGGCUUGUUGCUUCAUGAGAUCCAUGUUUGCAUUCGCAUUCCCACUGUUCGUCCCGGCGUUGUUCAGGAAUCUUGGCUAUGGCCUAGGUGGGAGUUUGCUAGCCAUCAUUGCAGUGGUGAUUGGUGUGCCAGCGCCUUUGUUGCUCUGGAGAUAUGGAGCAAAGCUACGGACUCUCAGUAAAUUUGGUGUUGCUGAAUAG
This is a messenger RNA of Colletotrichum tamarilloi, 270 nucleotides long. RefSeq names its product major facilitator superfamily transporter. Gene Ontology annotation, biological process: transmembrane transport. The record is from RefSeq and is a predicted model, not a curated record. Gene Ontology annotation, molecular function: transmembrane transporter activity. NCBI's taxonomy places the organism in Eukaryota, Fungi, Ascomycota, Sordariomycetes, Glomerellales, Glomerellaceae. The transcript has a single exon. Bases 1 to 270 code for a protein of 89 amino acids.